Molecule: messenger RNA, 2510 nt
Organism: Cyprinodon tularosa
Lineage: Eukaryota; Metazoa; Chordata; Actinopteri; Cyprinodontiformes; Cyprinodontidae
Product: MAGUK p55 subfamily member 3-like
Exons: 19
Coding region: 352-2166 (604 amino acids)
Cellular component (GO): plasma membrane; cell-cell junction
Molecular function (GO): protein binding
Source: RefSeq, a predicted model, not a curated record
GACAAGGCGAGACUGGAGUGACAGAGGGGGAAGGGGGCGGCUCAUAUAGAUAGACAAGGGAAGGAGCGGGGAAAUAAAACCUCAUGUGUGUCAUUCAGUGGAGUGGAUGAACGAACUCUGACAAAAUACAAUAAAAUAAAACAAAAGCUCGUUACAAAUUGUUGCAGGUAGUCUCUCGAGGGGGAACAAAGACAGACUGGGGGAGGAGCGCACGCUGCGAGGAGCCUAGAAGUUGUCUGUGAUUUUUCCAAACUUGAGGAAAGAAAGUCCCAAAAGAAGAGUCAACAACUUUCCCUCCUUUCCUCUCCUUGUUCUUUCCAUCUCUUUAUCCCCUUCUGGAGGGUUGAAGCCAUGCCAAUCAUUUCUGCAAACACAGGGCUACAUGAGACUCUGGCCAUUCUCACAUCUCAGCUCCACCCUGAUGCCAACCACAAAGAGGACCUGGUCUUCCUCCGAGACGUCUUCAGUGAGAAAAGCAUUGGUUACCUGAUGAAGAUCCAUGAGCGACUAAAGCAGUAUGAGAAAUACAGCCCCACUCCUGUCCUACACAGCGCCUCCUGUCUGGCAGAGGAUUUGGCAGAAGAACUUCAGAGCGGACCACUGCAGGAAGAUGAGCAAGAACUUCUCCUUUUGCUCAACACGCCCCACCUGAAGGCAGUGCUUUCAGCUCACGACAUUGUUGCCCAAAAGAAAUUUGACCCAGUUCUUCCACCGUUGCCUGAAGACUUGGAGGAUGAUUUUGAGGAAGAGUCUGUAAAGAUCGUCCGUCUGGUCAAGAACAAAGAGCCUCUGGGAGCAACCAUUCGGAGAGAUGAAGCCACAGGAGCCGUAAUCGUGGCCAGAAUAAUGCUGGGAGGGGCGGCUGACCGCAGCGGUCUGGUGAAUGUAGGAGAUGAGCUGCGAGAGGUGAACGGAAAUCUGAUUACCCACAAAAGGCCUGAUGAGAUUAGUCAGAUCCUGUCUCAGUCCCAAGGGCCGAUCACACUGAAAAUCAUCCCGGCUUUGGCAGAAGAAGACAGACUGAAGGAGAGCAGAGUCUAUCUUCGGGCUAUGUUUGACUACACGCCAUUUGAGGACAAAGCAACACCGUGUCAAGAGGCUGGACUUCCUUUUAAGAGAGGAGACAUUCUUCAGGUCGUUAGCCAGGAGGAUGCCACCUGGUGGCAAGCCAAGAAAGUUGGUGACUGCAACCUUCGCGCUGCCCUCAUCCCCUCUACACAGUUUCAGGAGAGGCGUCUGAGAUACAGAAUGAAGAUGAAUUCCCUCCCUGCUCCUCUGUCCCCCAAGGCUGCAGCAUAUGACCGGGCAGAGAAAGAGUCCCCUCUGCAGCAACCCCUCCCUCUUCUUACCCUGUUCUCUCUCCCUGUUUGUUGUCCAACAGAAGACUGUGACAGUAAGGGUGCUCUGAAUGGAAAGGACGUAGCCAGUUUACGCAGGAGCCUCAGACACAAAAAGGAUCGCCAGGGUUCCCCAGCAGAGGGCCACACUCCAGAAACCCAGCCGACUGAAUUCCGCAUUUAUGAGGAAGUUACCCAGUAUUUACCACAGCCUGGAGAGAAGCCCCGCCUUACAGUGCUGAUAGGUUCGUUAGGAGCUCGGGUCACUGAGCUAAAACAGAAGGUGAUUGCUGAGAAUCCCAGAUGGUUUGGUUUGGCUGUUCCACACACGACCCGAGGUAGAAAGCCCCAUGAGAGGGAAGGAGUGGAGUACCACUUCAUCAGCAGAGCAGCCUUUGAAGCAGACAUUCAAAGUGGGAAGUUUAUUGAAUAUGGGGAGUAUAAAGAUAAUCUUUAUGGCACCAGCUUAGAGUCCAUUCAUAAAGUUCUGAGACAAAACAAGGUUUGCCUAGUAGAUGUCCAACCAGAGGCCCUGAAGACGCUGCGAACAGCGGAGUUUAAACCAUUUAUCAUUUUUGUGAAGCCUCGCAUCCCAGACUGUCACAGAAAACACUUUGGCUCAUCUUCCUCACUCAGCGCUGGAAUCACAGAGGAGGAUCUUCAGGAAAUGAAACUGUCUGCAGAGAAGAUGGAUGAGAGCUACGGCCAUUGGGUUGACUAUGUAAUGUUGAAGGAGGACCCAGUGAGUGCCUUAGCAGAGCUCCAGAUGGUGCUGGAGAGGGUGCUGACGGAGCCCCAGUGGGUUCCUGUCUGCUGGGUGAGACGUUAGCCAAAUGAACUUCAUGACCAAACGGAAACCACUGUGCAAAGAGCCUCAACUAUCAUGUUACUGUUCCACACGCAAAUGUUUCGGUGAUGGUCAAAAAUGUCAUGGAGGAAAACUAAGUACACUCUAAAAUAACUGUAGCUUCAUUUUUAUUUUGGCUCAAUCUUUUCUAUCAAUGACUCAAUUCAUUGAGAUUAGCAGGCUUUUACUCCUGUUACACUCUGACAAGGUUAGACUAGUGUUUUGACCAGGUUGACCGCCGUACUUGGAGUAGGUCAUUGUUGCAUCUUGGUUUUUUUUUCCCCCUCUUUCAGCCACUCUACUUAAACAUUAUUUUCCUGUUGUUG